AUGGCUGGCAUAGAUAAAGAUCAGAAUUUGAGAACCAAAAACAUCCAAACACAGAUUGCUGAUGUUAAUGAUGAUGAGAUAAAUGAGCAGCAGAAGAAGAUAUGUUCUUUAACACAGGAGAGAAAUGAACUCCAACAAAUGUUAGAAAGGAUUACGGUAGAAAAGGAACAGUUGAAGACAGAUCUAAAGGAAAACAUUGAAAUGACCAUUGAAAACCAGGAAGAAUUAAGAAUUCUUAGAGAUGAACUUAAAAAACAACGAGAGAUAGUUGUACAAGAAAAGAACCAUGCCAUAAAGAAAGACGAAGAACUUUGUAGGACCUGUAAGAGAUUGGCAGAAGUUGAAGAAAAGCUGGAGGACAAGAGCCUUCAACUCCAAGAAAAACAGCAACAACUUCUUACUGUCCAAGAAGAGAUGACUGAGAUGCAGAAAAAGAUGGAUGAAAUGGAGAAUUUAAAGAAUACAUUAAAGAACCGAGAAUUAAUAUUGGAACAUAUGGAAAUGGAGAAACAAGAGUUGGCUCAGAAACUUCAUGAAAAUUAUGAGGAAAUGAAAUCCAUAAUCAAAGAAAGAAAUGACCUAAAGGAAUUGCAAGAGUCAUUUGAAAUAGAAAGAAACCAACUUCAAGAAUGUAUAAGAGAAAUUGAAGCUGCAGGCCUACAAACAAAAGAAGAAUUAAACCUUGCUCAUAUGCAUUUAAAAGAACACAAAGAAACUAUUGAUGGGCUGAGAAGAAGCAUUUCUGAGAAAGAAGCUCAAAUAAUAAAUAUUUGGGAGGACUCAGGAAAAUCCAACACCAAAUUACAAGAAAAGAUCCCAGGGCUUCAUAAGAAACAAGAGCCACUUCCUAAUAUGAAAGAAGUCAGUAGGAUUCAGGAAACAGUGAAUGAACUGAACCUCCUGGAAGAACAAUCCAAAACCGUGGAUUCAACAAUACCAGGAAGUAUAGAAAUGGAAAGCCUCAGACUGAUUGAGAAAGUUCAAGAAAGUCAAGAAGAGAGAAAAUCUCUAACUAAGGAUGCAAAAGAAGCACUUCAAAUUGAAUGUGACCAGUUGAAAGAAGACAUUAGAGAAACUUUGUCUAAUAUCCAAGAGGCUCAAGACAAAAGAGAACAGUCCUUUAAUAUAGAAGAAAAAGCCAAUGAGACUACUAAAAUAAUGAGUGAGAUGGAGCAAUUGAAGGAGCAGUUCAAAGCCAAAGAGUCAGUGCUACAAAGAGUAGAAACAGAAAAGCUCAAGUUGUCCAAGAGACUUCAAGAAAGUCACGAUGAAAUGAUGUUAUUAGUUCAGGAGAGAGAUGACCUGCAGGGGCUACACAAAGUUCUUCAAUCAGAACACGACCAACUCACGGAACACAUGAGAGAAAUCACAGCUAAACACCUGGAAACUGAGGAGGAACUUAAAGUUGCUUGUUGUACCCUGAAAGAACAAGAGGAAGCUAUUGAUGCACUGAAAGUGAAGCUCUCUGAGAGGGAGACUGAAAUAGCAAGCAUUCGAAAAGAACUAGAGGCAACCAGUGGCGAAUUACAGAAAAAGAUUCAAGAGCUUUAUGAGAAACAACAAAUUAUCAGUGUAAAAGCAAUUAAUGAGACUCAGGAGAAAACAACUGACCUAGAACAAUUCAAGGAGCUUCUUGAAGCCAAAGAUUCAGCACUGCAAAGUAUAGAAAAUGAUAGACUCCAGCUAAGUAAGAGACUGGAAGAAAGUCAAGAAGAAAUAAAAGUUGUAAUUAAGGAAAGAGAUGAAUUAAAAAGAGUACAGGAGGCCCUUCUGGUGGAGAGAGACCAACUAAAAGAAAAUAUUAAAGAAACUGUAGCUAAAGUAACAUCUCCAUGUCCUAACUUAAUUUUAUUUUCUCAGGAAAAAGAACAUCAGUGUCUUAAGAUGAAAGCUGUUGAUGAGGCUCAGGAAAAAAUAUGUGAAAUGGAACGCUUGAAAGAGCAAUUUGAGGCACAGAAGUCAACUCUGGAAAAUAUAGAAAAGGAGAAUGUAAAGUUGACUCAGAAACUCCAUGAAAAUCUUGAAGAAAUGAAAUCUGUAACAAAGGAGAGAGAUGACCUUAGGAAUAUGGAGAAGACUCUCAAGGAAGAGAGAGAGCAGCUCGAGGAAAACCUUAAAGAUACCAUAACUAGAGACCUGGAAAAACAAGAGGAACUAAGAACUACUCAUGUGCAUUUGAAAGAGCACCAAGAAACUAUCAACAGACUCAGAGGGAUUAUUUCUGAGAAGACAGAUGAAAUAUCACAUAUACAACAGGACUUAGACAAUGCAAAUGGUACCUUAAAAGCACAGGAGCUGAAAAAGCAAGAGGAACUAAGAAUUGCUCACAUGGAUCUGAAAGAACACCAAGAAACUAUUGAUAGACUCAGAGAGAUUGUUUCUGAGAAGACAGAGGAAAUAUCAACUAUGAAAAUGGAUUUAGAAAAUUCAAAUGCUAAAUUACAGGAAAAGAUUCAAGAACUUAAAGCAAAUGAACAUCAACUUUUUAAGUUAAAAGAAGAUGUCAGAGAAACACAGAAACAACUCAAGAACCAAAGUUUGAUUCUGGAUAAAAUGGAAAUGGAGAACUUAAAUUUGGUUCAGAAACUCCAUGAAAACCUUGAAGAAAUGAAAUCCGUAAUGAAAGAAAGAGAUAGUAUAAGGAGAGAAGAGGAAAUGCUCAAGCUGGAGAGAGAUCAACUGAAGGAAAACCUGCAGAAAACCCUGGCCACCGACCUAGAAACACCAGAACUAAAAAUUGCUUAUAUGUGUCUGAAAGAAGAAACUAUUGAAUGCAGAGAAAAGGUUUCAGAAAAGACAACUCAAAUUUUAAAUAUUCAGAAAGAUUUAGAUAAAUCAAAAGUUGAAUUACAGAAUAAGGAUCAUCAAACCCACAAAGAAGUAGUGAAAUUUAAAAGGUUACUAUGUGAUGGAGAACAACACCUUACAAAAAGCCUGAAAGAAAAGUGCUUCAGGAUAAAAGAGCUUCUGAAGAGAUAUGCGGAGAUGAGUAAUGAUUAUGAGUGUUUGGAUAGAUUGUCUCUUGACUUGGAGAAGGAAACUGAAACCCAAAAGGAGCUUUCAAUUAGAGUAAAGGCAACCCUGUCACGUAUAUAUCCACAAACCAAAGACAUUCAAAAGCUUCUUACUGCAAACCAGAGAUGUUCCAUGGAACUCCAAAGAGUCAUGAAGAAACUUAAGUAUGUGUUAAACCAUGUUGCAAAGACAAAGGAAGAACAACAUGAUUCCAUCAAUAAAUUUGAAGUGGCUUUUAUUGAUGAAGUGGAAAAGCAAAAUGAAUUGCAAAUUAAAAUACAGGACCUGCAACAGGGUUAUGAUGUACCAUGCAAAGAAUUGAAAGACCUAACAUGUAACCUGAAUGUGGAUCUACAUAUUGAGGAACUACUCAAAGAUUUCUCAGAAAAUGAUUUCACCAGCAUAAAUACUGAAUUGCAACAAGUACUAAGUAACAGGAAAGAAAUGACUCAGUUUUUGAAAGAGUGGUUGAGUACUCCUUUUGAUAUAGAAAAGCUUAAAAAUGGCAUCCAAAAAGAAAACAAUAGCAUUUGUCAAGUAAAUAAAUUCUACAACAACAAGAUAAAU
This is a messenger RNA of Castor canadensis (American beaver), 3582 nucleotides long. The record is from RefSeq and is a predicted model, not a curated record. Lineage: Eukaryota; Metazoa; Chordata; Mammalia; Rodentia; Castoridae.